Seriola dumerili (greater amberjack) is the source of this 3350-nucleotide messenger RNA. RefSeq names its product unc-93 homolog B1, TLR signaling regulator (gene unc93b1). Gene Ontology annotation, cellular component: lysosome; endosome. The coding region runs from base 173 to 2080 and encodes 635 amino acids. The record is from RefSeq and is a predicted model, not a curated record. Gene Ontology annotation, biological process: toll-like receptor signaling pathway; toll-like receptor 9 signaling pathway; toll-like receptor 7 signaling pathway. Lineage: Eukaryota; Metazoa; Chordata; Actinopteri; Carangiformes; Carangidae. Gene Ontology annotation, molecular function: Toll-like receptor binding. The transcript has 13 exons.
GUUUCGUUUCCCUCGUGAAACUCUUAUUUAUUCCUAGCACUUGAGCGUCGGAAAGGGGAACUAACCCCUUCAGACUAAGAAAGUGACACAGAGGUGGUGGUCUGUGCUUUCUGUCUCUCAGGUAGACAAUACUUUUGUUUCUGUUGCCCGCGAGGAGCCCCGCGCAGCAAACAUGAUGGAGGCAACUGAUGGAGAAGAGCAAAUGAGAGCUGCUGAUCAUCUUCUAGCACCUCCUAAUGGCGGCAUGAAUGAACUGCUGAAUGUGGGGCAAGAAGACAACAUGCAGGGACAGAUGGAGGAGUUUUUGGGUCCACAGUCAGAGUACAAUGAGGAGGAAGAGGAGAGGAAAUACUACAGGAGGAAGAGGCUGGGAGUCAUCAAAAAUGUUAUUGCAGCCAGUGUUGGAGCCAUGAUUGUGUACAGUGUAUAUAUGGGCCUUCUGCAAAUGCAACUGAUCCUCCAUUAUGACAUGACCUACCGUGAGGUGAAGUACAGUAACCUUGGCCUGGAGGACAUCGACCGCAAGAUGCUGAUGGGCAUUAACGUCACGCCCAUUAUAGGUCUGCUGUACACCCCUGUUCUCAUCAGGUUUCUAGGUACUAAGUGGAUGAUGUUCCUGGCCUCGGGAAUCUACGCACUUUUUGUCUCAACCAAUUACUGGGAGCGUUACUACACCUUGGUUCCAUCAGCCAUAGCUAUCGGUGUGGCCAUUGUGCCGCUCUGGGCCUCCUUGGGAAAUUACAUCACUAGGAUGGCGCAGCAGUACUACGAGUACGUCAACUACAAGGAAGAGCAUGUGCAGGAGCAGAGGAAGCUCCCUAAAGGAGUGUGCCACAGCUACAUCAUCAUCUUCCACUCAGUCUUCAACAUCAUCUUCCAUCUGAGUUUUGUCUUUGCGGAGUUCCCUAUGCGUCUCGUCCUCAACGGCUACCUGCAUGAUGAUGACAAGCACAUUCUCUGCAACGUCAAAGCCUGUGGAGCCGUAGUCAGUGGAGUGAUCCCCGGAUUCAACACCACCGUGCUGACCAACCUGCCACGCUCCAUGCUGCUCAUCCAGGUGGAGAGUGUCCUCAUGGGCUUUGCCUUCCUGUCCAUGAUCAUUUUCCUUGUGCUGUGUGGCGCCGCCUACCGGCCAACAGAAGAGAUCGACCUCCGCAGCAUCGGCUGGGGAAACAUCUUCCAGCUGCCUUUCAAACACCUGCGGGACUACCGCCUGCGACUGCUCUGCCCCUUUUUUAUCUACAGUGGCUUUGAAGUGCUGUUUGCCAUCACCGGGUUCUCUCUGACCUAUGGCGUCUGCAUUUUGGGCCUGAAAAAUCUGUGGCUCCUUAUCGUCGUCUAUGGCCUCUCCUGCUCCGUCUUUUCCUCCCUCUCCCUCUGCAUCCUACGCCUCCCUCGCUGGCUCUGUCUGGUGAGCGGCGCUGCUGUGCAUUUUGUGUUGCUGGUGACUCUCCUGGUGUUCUCUCUACAACGUAAGGACAACGAAAACUAUACAUGGUAUCUGGGCCCUCUGCUGGUGAUCACCGUGCUGUGGGGUCUCGGCACUGCCCUGAACAAGACGGGCGUCAGCACUCUGCUUGGUAUGCUGUAUGCUGAGGAAAAGGAACGUCUGGACUUUGUGUACACCAUCUAUCACUGGUGGCAGGCCAUCGCCAUCUUCAUAGUCUACCUCUGGUCCAACCUGCCUAUGAGGGCCAAACUCUCCAUCCUUUUGGCUACUUUACUGGUGGCCUGCUACUGCUAUUGGGUGAUGGAGCGUCGGCUGGCCAAUGACGUACGCCCCAGGCUGCCUCGCAUCCCCCGGCCACGGCACAAGGUCAAAGGCUACCGCUACCUUGAAGAUGACAACUCUGAUGAGUCAGACUCUGAGAGAAGUGAGGAGGAUGAGGAGAAGGAGGAGGACGAAGAGCAUGUGGUGGAAGAGAUGGUAGCAGAGGACAGGGAGGAAGGGGGCCAAGACAGAGGGGCCCAGGGAGCUGACUCACCCAGAGCCAGGAGGAGAGGGACAGAGGGUCACCGCCGCAAAUGGGAGGACGCCCGUGUGAAGGAUGGAGAGAGGGAAAACCACGAGGGGUGGUGAGAGAAGAAAAAAAGGAGGAGAGAGGAGAAGACAUGGUGGACGGAUGUCAGAGAUAAAGGAGAGGAAGAGAUUCAAAAUACGCUGGAUUCAGUUGUGUUCAUGAAUCCAUUCAUAUUUCUACAGAUAUUUAAACUUAACGUAACUCUUUCGUGCCACACGAAACAAAAAUGUGUUUUCUAGCAUAAAGUUAAGUUUAAAGGCUGGAAAUCCAUAUUCAGCUAUUAUCACAACAGUCAUCCAGAUGAAAAGGUAAAAACUUGAAAGACCUAUGUUGCUAUCAAUAGGCACAGUCUCAAAGGGUAGCUCACACUGGAUAGAGCAAACAACAAGUCAGAAUACAACAGGAAUGCUUAUGUUUUUUUUUUUUUUACUGCAGUUUGUGGCUCAUAUUUACCAAAGAUACCCAUAAUUAUAUUCCAUGCUCAUGUGAAGCAGGUAUAGAGGGCCAAAGUAAAACUGGAAGUAAAGAAAACCUCAUUAAAAAUCCCAUUGACAUUUGUAAUAAUGCUAAAAAUCCAGCCUUGGAACACAACAGUCGUGUUGCUCAAUUCAUAUGUUUAGAUAAAUUAAAUUUUUUUGUUUAGUCAAUGUCCAUAAUAUUCAAUAUUCAGACAUGUCUGCAAUAACAGCAGGAUCAUGGGAGCUGUAGUUUUUUUGUAGGCACACAAGGUAAUUGUUGUAUAACUUUGUUAACUCAUGAAGGUUUCAAUUUCUUAUAGCCACUGAUGUGGUGAAUAGUGAUUUUGUUUUCUCAUAAAGAAAUGCUGAAGGAGAGAUUGCGCUGAACUAAGCUAUAGAAGCUAGUGGAACAGAGGCUAGCCCAGACUGACACCAAGACUGGUUCUCUAUCAUGUUUAUAAUGUUCACCUUCUUAGUUUAGCAUGUUAGCAGGCUAACAUUUGUAGCAUUAAAUCAGCAUUAAACACAAAGCACAGCUGAGGCUGAUGGAAAUGUCAUUCGUUUUUGCAGGUAUUUGGAGACCAUAAAUGUUGUGUACAUACUUUCAUGGCAAUCUAUCAAAUAGAUGUUGAGACAUAUCAGUCUGGAACAAAGUGGCGGACUGACCAACACUGCCAUCCCUACAGUCACGCUGCUAAUGUGUCUAAAAUAAACAGGAGGAACUAGCACAGAAGUCUGUACAACAAACAACAGUCAGAUCAUGUCUUGAAACUGCACGUCAGGGUGUCCACAUGUUCUUACAAAUCCUAAUGAGUGUUGUAAAAUGUGUGUUAAUUUAAGGCAUAAAAAGUAUUAAAAAGUGUUGCAUACA